This is a messenger RNA of Penaeus monodon (black tiger shrimp), 1372 nucleotides long. RefSeq lists its product as uncharacterized. The transcript is spliced from 5 exons. NCBI's taxonomy places the organism in Eukaryota, Metazoa, Arthropoda, Malacostraca, Decapoda, Penaeidae. The coding region runs from base 77 to 481 and encodes 134 amino acids. The record is from RefSeq and is a predicted model, not a curated record.
CCUGUUGCUUCGUCGGUCGAAAUAACACAAGGUUCUUCGGCUCCGUCGCAGCGCUCGAGAAGGGUCGGUGAAGAUAAUGGAGACCUAUCGAGGCAUCGCCCUGCUCCUGGUGACACUCAGCCUGGUAGCUUCAGCCUCGGCUUUCAACCCCGACAGAACCAUCUACAAGUGGUCGCCUCUGUGGUUCAACAACUAUUACAGGAGGGCUAAUCUGUUCAAAAGGUUUCGAGACGAACCCAUUCAGAAGUGGAGUCCCAUGUAUUUCGACAAAAUCAACGAUUAUCUCGAUCAGAAACGGACAGGAGCGAGCUGUGGACGUGAGAACUCGAUGUGCGUCUUCCUGAGCGAGACUAACAAGCAGCCUGUGAUUGUGCGGUGCUGCGGGUCCCUGCAGUGUCUCUUCACGGGUUCCUCCUAUACUUGUACUGACCCCAAAACCAUGGGUCUCGGUGAAGCGCUAAACGACAUGCCAGACUACUGAAUGCCGCCCACGAGUCAGAGAAACGUGCCUCGGGCCGCCCACCACGCCCGCGACGAACAGGGAACUAUGGAGGGCGGGGUUUGGAAUCCAUCGCAGUUCUUCUAGAUGAUUUCGUUCAAGAAUUCAAAGCAGAGGUCGAUAGCAGAAAGGAGAAAUGUACGAGAGGAAACAACAGGAUCGUCAUUGUUGUCUUCAGUCAUGAGAAAUAAGAAUUAAGUGAAACGUUAUUAGUAAAAGUAUAUUAUAAUUAUUGUCUAUUCUUAUUAUGUUGAUUACUUGCAGUAAUGAAUUUGAUUGUGUUGAUUAUGUGUGAUAACCGUUGUUAUUGUGGUAAUGAGUUAUAAUCAUUAUUAUUAUGGUAUUUUUACUGGUCUAUAUCAAUGGCCACCAUCCUUGGAAUUGGUGGCGUAGAAAUAUUGCUGAUAUAUUGGCAUUAUUGGCGACAAAGUUACUAAAAUAGCAGCAAACAGUGAUUAUGUAGACUAGAAUCAGUAUAAUCAAAACAACAAACUUUAAGUGAAAAUUAUAACUAAUCAAAAUAAUAGUGAUUAUAACACUAACAAAUAGAUCGUCCUUACGAUGACAAUAUUAAUGAUGAUUACGAUAGUGAAAAAACCGUAAUGAUCAUUAUAAAACAAAACUAAUUUAAUAUAUAAUGAAUUACGAAAAAAAAAAAGUUUUUAGCUAUAAAGAAACGGUUCUUUUAAUGGACUAAUAUCUGUCUUUCCUUUUUUUCUUUCUUUCUAAUUUGAAGAAAAGAUAACAUCAAAUUAUUUUUUAUUAGUAGGAUGACAAAUAACUUAGGAUGGAUAAACACUCUUUAUCUAUUUUACACACGCGCCUCCUCUCUCUCUCUCUCUCUCUCUCUCUCUCUCUCUCUCUCUCUCUCUC